Culex quinquefasciatus (southern house mosquito) is the source of this 412-nucleotide messenger RNA. RefSeq lists its product as uncharacterized. The coding region runs from base 6 to 326 and encodes 106 amino acids. The record is from RefSeq and is a predicted model, not a curated record. The transcript is spliced from 2 exons. NCBI's taxonomy places the organism in Eukaryota, Metazoa, Arthropoda, Insecta, Diptera, Culicidae.
AGGAAAUGUCAAAACUAGAGCCAAUCGAACCAGACCAAAUCACCGCGGACAUCCGACACCUUCAGUGCCCGAUUGUGAAGGAAACUUCCCGCCGGUUAACCGCUCUACGACAGGAUGAGACCUUCUACCGGACACAUGUGAUAAGCACAGUGCAACAUCGGCAGUUUCACAAACUUCUCAAAACGAUCCUGCUCAUCAUCGGCUCGAUAAUGGUGUACAACGUUGUCUUCGGGAUCACCAAUAGUGGCUGCUGCCUGGAAGAGCCCUCGUGGUGGGCGGUCAAAGUCGGAAGUUGGUUGGGCUUUAAGGACCGAAUCUAUUACUAGCCUAGCUGAAGAGGCGAUUAAUCUCACUCUUCUCGAAUAAGCCCAUAAAUCAAGCUCGCUGGCAACCCUUCUCUAGUAAAGAUGAA